Molecule: messenger RNA, 1045 nt
Organism: Hordeum vulgare subsp. vulgare (domesticated barley)
Lineage: Eukaryota; Viridiplantae; Streptophyta; Magnoliopsida; Poales; Poaceae
Product: 18.9 kDa heat shock protein-like
Exons: 1
Coding region: 66-599 (177 amino acids)
Biological process (GO): response to hydrogen peroxide; response to heat; protein complex oligomerization
Source: RefSeq, a predicted model, not a curated record
GCCCAAGGUUAUAUAGCAACAAAGCUAGAAGAAGAAGAAGAAUCUGAUUGAUUAAGCUAGGUAGCAUGUCGAUGAUCUCCAACAUGUUGGGUCGGAGGCAGCCACCGCCGCCGCAGCAGCAGCAACCGGCGGGCCACAAGACCAACGGCCACGGCGGCGGCGGCGAGGUCGUGGAGCCGGUGAGCAUCGACAUCCUGGAGCCGUUCAUGGAGGCCAUCUCGCUGAAGGCGUUCGGUGGCCCGGCGCUGGGCCUGCCGUUCUCGACGGCGAGCAUGGACUGGAAGGAGACCCCGACGGCGCACGUGUUCAUGGCGGACGUGCCGGGCCUGCGGCGGGAGGAGGUGAAGGUGGAGGUGGAGCAGGAGCGGGUGCUCCGGAUCAGCGGGCAGCGCGCGCGCGCCGCCGAGGACAAGGGCGACCGGUGGCACCGCGUGGAGCGGAGCGCCGAGAAGUUCGUGCGCACCGUGCGCCUGCCGCCCAACGCCGACGUCGACGGCGGCGGCGUCCACGCCGCGCUCGACAAUGGCGUGCUCACCAUCACCAUCCCCAAGGACGACGGCAAGAAGGCCUACGGCAGGAUCAUCCCCAUCACCAACUAAUGAUCAGCCACGUGCAUGCACCAUCGACUCAAUCAAUACUGCCAUACGUAGUACUACUACCACCCAAUUACUUCGCUAAAGAGAACCGUAAGUUGCCGGAGAUAUGCCCGGCGGCGUACGUAUGUGCUCAAUGCAAUUCCGGAAGACUUCAGUCAACUUUACCGUAGAGGCACUCAACCCCGGCCUGCAUGGACUGAUGCACACAACCAUCCAGUGGUUUACAGGCUAUAUGAUCGAGAUAUGAUAUAUGACUACAAAUAACCAAUAUAUAUGUAGCAGCAGCUGGUGAAAACAUAUCUACUACUCCCACCGUCGUCCGAAAUUAUUUAUCGCAGAAAUGAAUGAAAAUGGAUGUAUCUAAAAUUAAAGUAUGUCUAGAUUAUAUUCAUUUCAACUACGAGUAUUUCCGAACGGAGGGAGUAUAUACUUGUGCCGGGUUAUUAUUA